GAAUUGCUGGGUCAUCUGGGUCAUCUGUUUUUAAUUUUUUGAGGAAUUGUCAUACUGUGCUCUGUAGCUGCAUUAUUUUGCUCCCCGUCCGACAGCACGCACGGGGUCCUGCUUCUUUCCAUCCUCACCAGGGCAUGUUUUUUCCUCCUUUUUAUGUAGUCUGCCUUUUGAAAACUUCUCAGCACUCGCUUUCGGCAGCCCCAGGGUGUAGGUGUUGCUUAGUUCCUGGAAGCGUGUUGCCAGGUGGGGCCCCGACCCUGUCACUUGCUAAUAAUUAUAGAACAGCUUUGCUUCCAAAUGGAGGUAUCUUCAGAUUUGCAAAUAGAUUCCUCGGUGGAGAGGGUAGGGAAAGAUCUCCGAGCAACUUGUGAUUUUUUGUGGUGGAAAAAUAUACCCGCUGAUCCCGCAAAGGAAAGACCACAGGGCUGGAAGUUGAGGAAUCUGAGUUUGGCUCUGUCUCUGUGGGGGGGUCGGGGAGCUCAGCCUGCCUGGUAACCUUGAAUUUACUCGUUAAGAGCGGGAGGGCUGCUUUGGUCUUGAGGACAGGAGCACAGAGCGGCGUUUCACUUCAAUUAUUAAAGAUGCUCUUUCGGUUGCUCAGGAUCGAGGCGGGCAGCCUUUAUCUUUGGACGGUUGGAGCUGGAAUUGGACCUUGCGGGUCACCUGGGCCAGUGUCCUCAUCUCACGGAUGAGAAGCUGGGCCGCAGAGAUGGGAAUCCCAGGCCGUUGGGAGGUUUUUCUUGCCUAUGAAUAAAAAGCACUGGCCGGCAGGUCCUGAGGCCUUCCCAGGAGCGGGGCUGGCAGAGCCUUGCUGGCGUCCCUGUCACUCGGGGGUGACUGUAGCUCAUACACGAGGGCGAUGAAGCUGGGGGAGGACGCCGUGGGUGGUGGGAGCGGGUCUCGACAGAACCAAAGCUGAGGUCCGAUCCGGGAUUGUGAUCUUGGGCAUUUGUUUCCUGGGGCGCUUUUGCUUGUCCUUGGGUUGUCUCAUCUGAAAGGCCUCACACCUACAGCGUUACCGUGAGAGUCACGUGGACACGAGGCCACGUAUCUGAAAGAAAUUGAGCAAAAAUGUCAUUUACACCACGGGCACCGCUGUGCAGCUAGAGGUUUAUGUUUGUCCAUGAGUCCAGCGUGUUAAAAUCUAGGUUGACCGUUGCGAUGAUAAUUUCUCUUAUAAAGGGAUUUCCUGGAAGAAGUAUCAGGGUUACAGAUGACCCUUCUCUAUAUUGUUCAUCUUUUCAGGAACUGUCCUCCCCUCCCUUGCCCGGGGAAAUUAACGUGCACUGCUAAACAGAGUUAAACUGUGCUGGAUUUUAUGUCGUUAAGUACCGGCCUUUGAUAGCCAGGUCUGCCCCCACUGAGUGUCUGCCCGCUUCCUCAUCUGAGGGAGGAAGUAUGGUAUUGAUCCAGAGGGCAUCAUUUAAAAUGGUACAGCACGAGUUCUGGCUGUGCCUCAGUGGUAACGAACCUGACGAGCAUCCACAAGGACGCGAGUUCAAUCCCUGGCCUUGCUCAGUGGGUUAAGGAUCCAGCUUUACCAUGAGCAGUGGUGUAGGUUGCAGACGCAGCUCAGAUCCCACAUUGCUGUGGCUGUGGGAUAGGCUGACAGCUGCAGCUCUGACUUGACCCCCAGCCUGGGAACUUCAUAUGUUGCAGGCAUGGCCCUAAAAGCCAAAAAAAAAAAAAAAGGUACAGCCAACCAGAGGGCUUUCUCAUGCUCUUUUCUUUGUGGGUUUUGUUCACGGCUUUUACAUCUCUGGCUGGUUCUAAUUCAGAAUCAAAUCAGCAGUUGGUGCGCGCAGGCGGGAGGCGUGUGAACAACCACAUCUGAGCCUCGACGUCCUCCUUCGUGUGGCAGGGCUGCUCACAUCACUUCUGCUGACGUCAUAGGGGUUGAGGUGAUGCUUAUGAAAGGUAGUUUUGUUUGGUUUUGUUUUCUUAACUUGAAAGGACAAGGCUUGAUCCUUGGCCCCAAGGAGAAUCUGGCUUCACCAAGUGGCAGGAAAACCACAUGGCGAAAUAGACACAUCAGAGCGAGAAGGUUGACGGUUACAAGCUGUGUAGGCCGAGGUUAAGCAGGACCACGUUGGGGCAUGCGCCGUGGUGAUCGCUGGACUCGUACCUGAGGCUCAAACCAUGAACUACGUCGGGCAGCUGGCGGGCCAGGUGUUUGUCACCGUGAAGGAGCUCUACAAGGGGCUGAAUCCCGCCACCCUGUCCGGCUGCAUCGACAUCAUCGUGGUGCGGCAGCCCAACGGGAGCCUGCAGUGCUCCCCCUUCCACGUCCGCUUCGGGAAGAUGGGGGUCCUGCGCUCCCGAGAGAAGGUGGUGGACAUAGAGAUCAACGGAGAGUCAGUGGAUCUGCACAUGAAACUGGGAGACAAUGGAGAGGCAUUUUUUGUUCAAGAGACGGAUAAUGAUCAGGAGGUGAUCCCCACGCACCUGGCCACCUCCCCAAUCCUGUCGGAAGGCGCCUCGCGGAUGGAGUCCCAGCUGAAAAGGAACUCCCUGGAUCGGCUGCGGAGCCUGGACCCCAGCACGUCAGCCCAGGUCCUGCCCCCCGGCGAGAGCCCUUCCAGUGGCUCUUUGGUGAAGAAGAGACGGAAGAGGAGGAGGAAGUCCCAGCUGGACAGCCUGAAAAGGGACGACAACACGAACACGUCGGAGGACGAGGACAUGUUUCCCAUAGAGAUGAGCUCGGACGAGGAGGCUGAGCCCCUGGACAGUAGUAGAACUCUUUCUAGUGAGAUCCCUCCAUUCCAGGAAGAUGUCCCUAAAGAAAACCUGUCCCCAGUCGUGACUUACCCGCAGUCGGCCUCGUACCCUAAUUCCGACAGAGAGUGGUCACCCAGCGCCAGUAACCUGCUAGACGGCAGGAGGCCCCCCCCUCAUCUCGCGGUCGUGGCCGAGGGGGGUCUUUCUAGCUCUUGCCCGCCGCAGUCCUCCCACUUCCACGCUUCGGAAAGUCCUUCAGUUUCCCGGCCUUCCACACCUAAAAGUGAUUCAGAAUUGGUCAGUAAGUCCGCGGACAGGACAAUGCAGAAGAACAACCUUGAAAUGCUGUGGCUCUGGGGGGAGCUGCCGCAAGCCACAAAGUCAUCUCCACUCAAGCUGAAAGACUCCAGCCCGUUGAACAGCAGGAAAAUCUAUGAUAAAAUGCACUUUCAAGCCAUUCACAGUGAAUCUUCGGACGCGUUCAGCGACCAGUCACCGACGGGGGCCCGGGAGUCCCCGGUGCCGCCGCUCUUGGAGCAGAGCAAGCCCCAGGCCGAGAUACCGUUUGCGAACGAAGAAGACGUUGAGGCCUUAGGGGCUGCGGCCCCGCCUCUACCCACCAUCGAAGAGCCCAAGCCCCUCUCUGCCAGCACUGCCCAAUCUGCGAGCAAGACAGACUCGCCUUCAAGGAAAAAGGACAAACGAAGCAGACACCUCGGGGCCGACGGCGUCUACCUGGAUGACCUCACAGACAUGGAUCCCGAAGUCGCCGCCCUGUAUUUCCCCAAAAACGGAGAUCCGUCUGGGCUCACAAAACAGGCCAGCGACAACGGCGCCCGCUCGGCCAACCAGUCCCCGCAGUCCGCGGGCAGCUCUGGCGUCGACAGCGGCGUGGAGAGCACCUCCGACGGCCUGAGGGACCUGCCGUCCAUCGCCAUCUCCCUGUGCGGGGGCCUCAGCGACAACAGGGAAAUCACCAAAGAUGUGUUUUUGGAACAAGCCGUGUCGUAUCAACAGUUUGUGGACAACCCUGCCCUCAUCGACGACCCCAAUCUCGUGGUGAAGAUUGGGAAUAAAUACUAUAACUGGACAACAGCCGCACCUCUGCUCCUGGCGAUGCAGGCCUUCCAGAAACCUUUGCCAAAGGCCACGGUGGAAUCUAUCAUGAGGGAUAAGAUGCCCAGAAAGGGAGGAAGAUGGUGGUUUUCGUGGCGGGGAAGAAACACCACGAUCAAAGAGGAAAGCAAGCCAGAGCAGUGCUUGGCAGGAAAGAGCCACAGUACUGGGGAGCAGCCGUCACAGCUUGGCAUGGCCACCAGAAUGAAGCACGAAUCAUCCUCCAGUGAUGAGGAGCACGCAGCUGCCAAGCCGUCCGGCACAAGCCACCUCCCCCUGUUGUCCAGCGUCAGCUACAGGAAGACCCUGCGGCUCACGUCGGAGCAGCUGAAAAGCCUCAAGUUGAAGAACGGCCCCAACGACGUGGUAUUCAGCGUCACCACGCAGUAUCAGGGCACGUGUCGCUGCGAGGGCACCAUCUACCUGUGGAACUGGGACGAUAAGGUGAUCAUCUCCGACAUUGACGGAACCAUCACCAGGUCGGACACUCUUGGCCACAUUUUGCCCACCCUUGGGAAGGACUGGACCCACCAGGGCAUAGCCAAGCUGUACCAUAAAGUGAGCCAAAAUGGGUAUAAGUUCCUCUACUGCUCGGCUCGUGCCAUCGGGAUGGCGGACAUGACGCGGGGCUACCUGCACUGGGUCAACGAGCGUGGCACGGUGCUGCCCCAGGGCCCGCUGCUCCUGAGCCCCAGCAGCCUCUUCUCCGCCCUGCACAGAGAAGUGAUUGAAAAGAAGCCAGAGAAGUUUAAAGUCCAGUGUUUGACAGACAUCAAAAACCUGUUUUUCCCAAACACAGAACCUUUUUAUGCUGCUUUUGGAAACCGACCCGCUGAUGUGUACUCGUACAAGCAAGUGGGAGUGUCCCUGAACAGAAUAUUCACUGUCAACCCCAAAGGGGAGCUGGUGCAGGAACACGCCAAGACCAACAUCUCCUCGUACGUGAGGCUCUGCGAGGUGGUCGACCACGUUUUCCCAUUGCUGAAAAGAAGCCACUCUUCCGACUUCCCCUGCUCAGACACGUUCAGUAACUUCACCUUUUGGAGGGAGCCACCGCCGCCUUUUGAAAACCAGGACGUUCAUUCUGCAUCGGCGUAGACUGUUCCAGGCGAACUCCUGACAUCCUGCGAAGACCUGGCACCCCCAUUAAAGGAGAGGUUUGGGGACGUGCAGUCAUGUGCUUAAGAGCAGAGAGCAUCCAGGAGCCUUUCUCUCCCCGUCCCCCUCGCCAGGGGGGACAUUUCCAAGUGACCCGAGAAGGGUGUACUUCCUAGGUCCUAGGGGAGUUGGGGGCCUCCCUGGUGUGGAGGCUGCGCCUCUCAUGGCCCAGGCCCGUCACUGCGCUGCCCUCCCCGGCCCCGCUGCAGUCCUGGAGCCUCUAUAAUGUGUGCAGGGUGGGCCGGGAAACCUGGGGUCCCCAGGAUGACGGGUCCCGGGAGGGGCGCCAGGCCCCCACGACUUCUGGGAGAGUCAGGGGCACGUUUCCACAUGGCACAUGGUGCCACUUCUGCUGCGCCUGGCGGGAGGCGGUGCAGGGCCUGGUGACCUGAAUCCGAGGUCUUGGAAGGGACUCCAAGCCUCCCGGUGCUCGGCCUUGACCGCGUGGCUGUCCCCCGGCAGGAUUUGCUCCCUGCCCCGCCCCCCCCCCAGUCUCAUUUAGGAGAUAAGUUCUUAAAUUCCUUUGGUUAAAGAUCACCUCUGUAGCUGGCGUAUUUCCCCCCAUUUUUGUGGCGCAAGGCUGGAAUGUUUAUGCCUUAUGCAUCUGCGGCAGGCAUUUGAUUUCGAAUGUGCUUUGCCCGGCUCCCUGCCACUUUGCAAUGCCUUAAGUUCAGACGAGAGGAGAUAUUCCUAAGGCAGUAUUUUGAAUCACUUCCUUACUCUGCCAGCAACCUGCCUAGCAAGGCGGUGCUGAAAAUGUGGGCUCCAGCAGAGUUUAUGCCCAACGGUGAUGAUGGCAGUGUCCGUUGGGGGCUCUCAAGGGAGACUGGUCGGUUUUAAGAAAAUAGUUGGAAGAAGUUAAAUUAUAUUCUUUGUAGAUCGUAUUAUUUAUUCCUUUACUCUGGGUUGCUGUUAUAAGCAUUUUAGCCAUAUUCGUCCUAUUACAACUGUCAUUAAUACAUUAAAAAGAUACCUAUUAGACCAUCCAAAAAGCCUUAUUCUGUACUUCUCACAACACUGACCCUCUUUGGGGUUUUGUGAGUAAUGCUUUUUCUUUCCCUUAGCCCCGCACCCGCCCCAGGUUCAGGGCAAGUGGGGAAGUAGCCAUUUGAGUGACAUUCUUUGACCUGGUAGAAGAUAAUUCUUUUCCUUGUUUAUUAAAUUGGCUGCUGGAGAGAAUAAUGUGAAAAGCGAAAACAUUAUUUUGGUAAAAAAAAAAAAAAAAAAAAAAAAGUGCUGCUUGACUGUACGAAGUGUUUUUUUUUUUUUUUUUAAGCGUUUUGCUCCAGUGACUGAAAUGCCCUCCUACUUAAAUCUCGUGGUUAGAGUCGGAGGGCCCAGGCAGUGGGAUGGCUGAUGGCAGCUUUACUCUUUCUGUGAAAGAAAAUCCAGAGGUGGCAUUGCCUUCUUUGUUGUCAGGGGGCUCUGCUGCCUGUGGGCGCCUUCACCGAGCGGUCUGUGGGGUUACACAGAUAAGAGCAAACAUCCCUGUGCAGCUGAGUGUAGGCCUGCAUUCAAGCACGAACUGCAUGUACAGAUGCCCUUUGGGAGGCAUUAAAAAUUUUAAAUUUUUAUAAUUUAAAAUAGGGAGUUCCCUGGUGGCCCAGUGGGUUAAGAAUCUGGCAUCACCACAGUGACUUGGGUUGCUGCUGGAGUGCCGGUUUGAUCCCAGACACGGGAACUUCUGCAGGCCAAGGGUGUGGCUAAAGGAAAAAAAGUAAUUUAAAUAGUCCUGCUUUAGCUUGGGCUUGCUUAUUAGUUUUAGAGGCUACAUUCAUUCUGUCACAAGGGUAUCUUAGGGUGAAUUUUAAGUAUUGUGAACUACGUGGAAGCAAGCUCACGAGCCUGCACAGACCAGCCCGGUUUCUCCCUCGCGCUGGGAGGAACUUGGCUGAUGGAUCUCGUGUCCCUUGUGGGGUUUGCCUUGCAGCGGGACAACCAGCUGUCGUCCUCUCUCCUGAGAGUAUGCAUCUUUGGACCCCAAAUUUCAAUGUCCCCUAAGCUCUCUCCUCAGCACCCCCUGAAACGGCACACCAUCCGGAAAGCAGCACUCUCAGAUCUGUGUCGGGUUCAGAGCGUGAGCCCUGGAGAGGCUGUACCAUUCACACCUGCCCAUGGCUUCGGGAACGACUAGUGCAUGGGCAGCCCUCAGGCCUCUGUGGGUUGGUUUAGCUGUGGUCACACAUCCCUAACUCAGUGACCCCACAGCCGUGGGCCAGGAUGCUCUAUUUGGACCACACAUAUCGAAGUCGCCCUCUGGAUGAUCGAAUCACAAAGUGACAAGUCAUCGAAUGUUCAUCACAUGUGGUGAAGAAAAAUAGAAAAUAAUUCCACCUUCAAAGAGAAUUCCCUUUUCCAUUUUAGGUUUGGAUCGCUGCUUGAACGUAUUUUAUUUCCAACCCUUGGUCUGUGUUUGUAUAUGCCGGGACAAUGAUAAAAAUCACUGUAAUACUUCCUUGUGCUGGGCUGGAUGCAAAGCUAGAAAAUACUGUAAUAAAUGAGACCAAUGAAAGACCUCCCUGAACCUCAGCCGUGUGCAUUUUAAAUAGUUGUUGGUAAGUUGCUGAUUUCCUACUCUGUGAUCUCAAGCAUAUUAUUUUCUACUCAGAGAACAAAAAUGAAAGCCAAAACCCUUAAGGCUAUGAUCUGGUCAGUAUUUGGAAUAAAAGAGCCAGUCUUUUCUGAU
This is a messenger RNA of Sus scrofa (pig), 7678 nucleotides long. NCBI's taxonomy places the organism in Eukaryota, Metazoa, Chordata, Mammalia, Artiodactyla, Suidae. The record is from RefSeq and is a predicted model, not a curated record.